AGUUUUGUUUGGUUUUCUUAUUUUUGGGUUCGAUUAUGGUUGCUUGUGUGCGCGGUGGAAAAUGCAGAAGAAAAAAAGAAAGAAUUAUUAUUAUUAUUUUUUUUUCAAGAAUGAAGGUUUUAGGAUUUGGGGGUUUUGAAUUAUGGAAUGUUUAAUGUCUAAUAUAUUCGAAUAUGGGAAUGUUUAACUGUCAUUGAGUGAGUGGUUAGCACAGCCAAUUGGUGCGCUUCUUUGCGACAAAGAGGCCUAAUUAGCCAUUGGCCACCAAAAAUCCAUUUGUAGACUUGUUCUCUAGGAAAAAAGUGAUUGGACGGAUUAUGUGUGUAGGGUAUCUGAUGAAACCUGUUAAUUGUUGUUUAGGAAGAUGCUAGGUCUCUGGAUUUGUCUUUAUGGUUGUAAAUUUGAGAAUAAUGAUGGAGAGUGUAAGAAAUACUUGUAUAUAAGGAGUAGUUUAUGAUCAAAUGAUGGAAGUGUAUGGGUGGUGAUUGAUUUUUUGUGUGGUGAAGUGGGGAGGAUUAUAAGUGGAAUUUGAAACAUUGGUUCUGAUGGUGAAGAUCGUAAUAGCAGUGGAGCUCACGCAUCAGAGAGGAGGGAAGCCUCUUCCUUUUGUCCUACUAAACCUCGUCCCUGCUCAGCACUCUGCUCCAAGUAAAGGAAACACCUCUAAGUACAUUGAUGUUGAAGAUGACCAUGGUAGUGGCACAGAUGCAGGAGGACAGUUUAAAUCUAGUGAGGGGGCACCACAGGCAGAAGAAGAUCAAGAGAUGGCUAAGAAAAUACAAUUACUUAAAGAUAAAAUGUCAAGUAAUGCCUCUGUCAUGCCUAAUGUCUUGAAGAGGAUGAAAGAGUGUAUUUCUAAGAUUGACAAAUUGGAUUCGAACAAUGGAAUCAUACAUCCUGCAUUCAAGAGGAAAAAGACUAGCUGACCUAUUUUAUCAAGCUUGCUUUUAUUUUUAUAUGAGUUAAUUUGAGGAAUGGGAUGACAAGGGUGUUCCGAUGAUUGUUUUAACUUAUUUGCUCAAUGUGGACAUACAUCCGGCUUUUCGAAGGAAAGGGUUCUAUCGACAAGAGGUGUCUCACCUGCAGUAGAUUUGAGAGUUUCCCGUGUACUGUAAUUACUCCAAAAGGGCAUUGAUUUCAUCUGUACCAUAAUUUGUUGAUAAUACCCGCAUAGCAUCUCUUCCUCUUGCACCCAUUAUUGAUGUAUUAAAAGUGAUGAAGAGAAGAUGCUAGAUUCUAGAAUGUCUAUAUAUAUUUUUUCUAUUGUUCUUUCUUU
Corylus avellana is the source of this 1276-nucleotide messenger RNA. NCBI's taxonomy places the organism in Eukaryota, Viridiplantae, Streptophyta, Magnoliopsida, Fagales, Betulaceae. The record is from RefSeq and is a predicted model, not a curated record.